UUUUGGAAUACAGUAUGUGAUACUCGUCGAAGAAAUGCUUGCUAAUGAAUUUAUAAUACGUCAAAGUUAAACUUUUUUAACGGACGACACAGUUUGCUGGAUUCACAUGGACAUUUAGUACACACGUGCCUUCUACAACUUAUCAAUUUCGUUCAAGGGUUGCCGGAACAAUAAUUAAAAGAGUAUAGAAAACCGAAAGAAGGAAUAGGACUAAGGAAUUUCAGUGUUCAUUUCGCUCUGGGAUCUUGUUGGUUUUAGUACAAGUAUAUAACAUGACCGGUAGCACCAUCGACAUAGGUUAUGUACAAGUUCUGCAGACGUUAAAGGUGCAUACGAGCGAUGUGACGAGCGUUGAUUUUGCCAGUGAUUGCGUGUUGGUGACUGGAUCCGGAGAUAAGCGCAUUCGAGUUUGGCAAUGGCGAGCAUGUAGCGGAUACGUGGAAGCAUGUUUUUCGCCUUUGCUGGGACACAAAUAUGGAAUUACGUCGGUGAAAGUAAGCCCCCGAUCGACAAUGUUAGCUUCAGCCAGUAUAGACGGAACAACGCUGUUGUGGAAUCUACGGACAGGUUCGAAGAUACACACCAUGGUUCAAACUGGCGGAGAAGCUGUAAGAGUUUGCAGAUUCUCGCCAGACUCUACGUUGCUCGUAACUGCGGGUGACAAUGGGCAAGUCUGUGUCUGGGAUUUGAUUCGACGUAAUUUAAUUAGAUGUUUCCAACAGCACGACGGCUCUGUGCAAAGUGUGUGCUUCUCACCGGAUUCCAGUUGGUUAAUCACGUGUUGCACGUUGGGGGUCUUGAAGUUAUUUUCCACUGCCGAUAUUAUUGAUUCGUGCAUUUCUGAUAAACAAACAGUUACCGCGUUUGCCUGGAUAGACGAUGCUCAUGAUUUGGGUGUCGUCUCUUGUGAUUUCUCGAUUUCUCAGGAAGUUACAAGCAAUGAUCCAUUUACAAAGCUGUAUCAAUUCGUUACUUGCGGUAACGAUCAUUGUGUGAAAUUAUGGGAGAUGACGGUAACAGAAACAACAAAGUGUCAGGCUGAAUUGUUCACUGCCGAAAUAAAAAUCUGCAGAAUUAUGGAGAAGCAUAGUAGUGCCUUGACAUGCGUUCGUUUUAAUAUGAACGGAUUGUAUAUCGUUAGUAGUAGUCUCGACAAAACAGCGGUGAUCUGGGAAACGCGCACGGGUAAAAUAAUGGCGACAUUGUCAGGACACAACAGAUACGUAGCAUGCUGCGCAUUCUCGAGAGAUGGAAAUUUAUUAGCGACGGGGUCGAACGAUAAGUCCGUCAUUAUAUGGGAUUUAACGGGAGGCUUAUGUCUCGAUUCGGAACUCGCACGAGGCUUCUUGUCUUCUACUACAUUGUUAUUGACAGAUUCUGGAGAGACCGCGAAACACGAACAAGAUGUGAUGAAAAACGCAGAGACAUCGAUCAAUGACGUUAAAUUACUUCAAAGGCUAGAGGACCACAAUGGUGUAGUAAACAGCGUAGCUUUUUACGGAAAUCAUCUUAUUGCUUCUGGAUCAGGGGACAAGUUAGUACGCGUAUGGAACGUUGAAACGGACGAGGAUGGAGAUUCAGUAAACGUUGCUAUGAAAUUUCAAGAAAAACCAUACAGUCCAAUGGACGGUCACAAAUACAGCGUGAAUCACGUCGAGUUCAGUCCCUGCGGUACUAUGCUUGCAUCUUGCUCGUUAGACGGCACAGCUAUCAUCUGGAAUACCGAGAACGGGAGUCAAGCAAAAUCUUCUUUCGUAAAUUCGGGAUCUGGCAUUCGCGUCUGUCGAUGGUCACCGGAUGGCACCAAAAUUGCUACAGCCGGAGACGAUGAAAUAGCAACGUUAUGGGAUGUAAAUAAUAUGGUGGAGCUUUGUACUUUCAGAGGCCAUUCAGAUGCGGUGAACGCUGUCGCUUUUACGCAUGAUUCUCGUUAUUUGGUUACGGCAUGCAACGAAGGAUCUUGGAGGUUAUUUAAUACCAUGGACAAUAAAUGUAAUGCUGCUCUGAUGAUCUGCGAAGAAGCUCAUGACUUGGGCGUUCAAGGUUGUGAUUUUAGCCCAACCGCCAAUUUCACUCUUACCGCAGGAAGAGGGCUGACUGACGAUGAUAAGCAAUCUUACCUGUUAGCGACGAGCGGUAAUGACUCAUUGGUGAAAUUAUGGCAAAUAACAGUUUAUAAGAAAAAUGAGACCAUCAUGGCAGGAGGUGGCAGUACCGGAAGCAGCGAUUGCGAUACACGAUACAAACAAAGAAACGUUUUGACUGGACACGGCGGUAACGUCACGUGUGUUCGGUUUUCACCGAUUCAAGGAGAAAUCCUAGGAAGCGUAGCUACCGAUCGAACAGCCCGUAUUUGGAGCGUAUACACUGGAGAUUGUUUAUACGUACUAGAAGAACACGAAAGCCUUGCAACUACCUGCGCAUUUUCCGAAAAUACUUCUCUUUUUAUUACAGGUGCGUUAGACAAAACAAUCCUAGUCUGGAAAAUACCUCAACAACUGAUUUCGCAGAAUAUCUUGAUCGAUAACUUGAAGCAGAACAGGAAACAGGUUGUGAACUGGAGAGUUGACGACACGUUAAAAUGGCUGAAGGAAAUAGGAUUAUUCGCGUUAACGAAGAGAGCUCGUACGAUACAUCUAACCGGUCGUCUAUUGCUCAACGCAUCGGAAGACGAAUUAACAAGGAACCUACAAAUCGAACAAGAUGAACACGCGGUUGAAAUUUUCAAAACUCAGCUGUAUUGGUUGAAGCGCGAAGACAACAACGUUAUUGAAACCCCUAUAGACGAUUCUGAAAUACCUCAUGAAUUUCUAUGCCCCAUCACGCAUGAGAUAAUGAAAGAACCCGUUCGAUGUUCUGACGGAUUUACGUACGAGAGAGCAGCUAUAAACGAAUGGUUUUUAUGCGGAAAAUAUACAAGUCCUAUGACAAACAAAUUUUUGCAAGACACUUCGUUUAUAACGAACAUCGAGCUCAGAAAUAUGAUAUAUACUUUUCUUCACGGAAACCGACCGCAAUCCUGAGUAACGCAGUCUCUUUGUAGUUUAUAGAUUGCGUUAAAGCACACGAUACGAAUUUUACACGCGGAUCGACAAAGAAACCACGUCCUCUUAUUACAGUGCAUAUCUACCUACUUUGUAAUGUUUUUCACACGUUUUGCACCUAAAAUCGCUAUAAAAUGCGCGGCGGAGAUUUUUUAUGUACGAGCAUAGGCGUACAAUACCGUGUGUGUGUGUGUGUGUGU
Dufourea novaeangliae is the source of this 3244-nucleotide messenger RNA. RefSeq names its product WD repeat, SAM and U-box domain-containing protein 1-like. Bases 273 to 3023 code for a protein of 916 amino acids. The record is from RefSeq and is a predicted model, not a curated record. Lineage: Eukaryota; Metazoa; Arthropoda; Insecta; Hymenoptera; Halictidae. Gene Ontology annotation, biological process: protein ubiquitination. Gene Ontology annotation, molecular function: ubiquitin-protein transferase activity; protein binding. The transcript has 18 exons.